AUGGCUCCGUCAACCCCUGUGUCUGGAUUGUCUCUUCCAUGCCUGGUGCUGCUGCUUCUCCUGGAGAUCCCUGGGGCCGGGGCCGAGGAGUUCCAGCUGCUGCAGCCCCAGGGCGCCGUGUCGGUGUCACCGGGAGAGACUCUCACACUGAUCUGCUCUGUGACUGGGCUCCCUCCAGUAGGACCCGUGAAGUGGUUCAAGGACUCGGGCAGUGGCCGCCAGCUCGUUUAUGCAGACGUGGGAUCAUUCCCCCGGGUGACGCGGGCUGUGAGUGACUCUGACACAGACUUCACCAUCCGCAUCAGUGACACCCGCCCCGAGGACGCCGGGAUCUAUCACUGUGUGAAGUUUAGGAUGGGGUGGGGAGGCGCUGAGGAGAUCAGAUCCGGCGCUGGCACGGACGUGUUUGUGAGCGCCAGACCGUCGGCGCCGUCCGUGUCCGGCCCCCCCAGCAGGGCAGAGCCGGGUCCCCCAGUGACUUUCACCUGCACGUCAGGAGGAUUCUCCCCCACAGACAUCACUGUGACCUGGCUCAAAAAUGGGGCCAAACUCCCAGCCCCCCAGCCCCGGGUUCUCCCUGCAAACGAGAGCGUCUCUUACAGCGUGUCCAGCACCGUGGGGGUGAGCCUGACCGCAGGAGACACCCGCUCCCAGCUCACCUGUCAGAUAGAGCACAGCACCUUACCGGCUCCCCUGCGUGCGACUUACAACCUCAGCGAUGCCCUGCGAGUUCCACCCAGGCUGCGAGUGGACACUGCCCCAGCGGCGCCCGUCGCACUGAACGAGUCUGUGACGUUCACCUGCCGCGCAGAGGGGUUUUACCCGAAGGACGCGAGACUCACCUGGCUGGAGAACGGAAAUGAGAUGAAUCUGGGAAAAUCCUCCCCCCUGGCUGAGAAUCCAGACGGGACAUACACGCUCCAGAGCUCCCUGGAGGUCAAAGCAACUGAGCAGAGGAAUCAGUCCGUGUUCACCUGUCGGGUUGUGCAUGAUUCCCAGCCCCCCGUCAGUGCCAGCGUGACGCUGAGACUCUCCCAGCCAUCUCCUGAGCCAGGCAAGCAUGCCACUUCAUCUACUCCAGCAGGUCAGAGUCUGUUCUCCAGCCCCGCUCUCUGGAUCGGGCUCUUCCUGGAGAAGGUGCUGACUGCCGCCUUCCUCCUCUUCCUCUUCCUCUUCCUGAGAAGUAAACAGUAGCCAGCCCCUGCUCGAUUUCUCAGUUUUCUCGCACUGUCGCCACCUGCCAACUUCUCUGUCUGCAGCUUCUGUCCCCAUAGUGCAGGAAAUGAGUCCCUAGAUGGUGGAGCUGCAGUGACCCCUGAUGGCCAAUCAGAUGGAGCCCAGGCCCCUGAUGGGAUGUACCCACCACUCACUCAUGCCUGCUGAUUGCGAAGCUUCUGGAAGGACUCCUGACCGGGCUCCCUGCUCCUUUUAGCCCAUUGGUUCUCAAACUGGGGGUUGCGACCCGGUUGUGUGGGGCAUCGUGACCCCCAAUCCCUGCGCCUGGCUGCGAGCCCCAACCCCCAACUCCCAUGCGGAGCUGCGAGCCCCGACUCUGGCCAGGUGUGGUGUUGUGAUCCCCAACCCCAACCAGGAGUGGGGCUGUGAGCCCUGAGCUAGGGCAUCCAGGACGCUGGGAGCCCCGACCCCUGUACUGGGGUUGUCAGGCAGAGCCCGACCAUGCAGAGGGUUAUCAGCCGGGAGCGCCGCCAGGCACAAGGUUGUUAAUCCCCAGCCCUGCUACACACAGGGUUGUCAGCCCCAAGCCCCGCCACCCGCUGUGAGCCCAGCCAGGCGCUUGGUUGUGAGCCACCAUCAUCACCAUGUGCAGACCUCAGAGCCCCAAGCGCCU
Molecule: messenger RNA, 1849 nt
Organism: Emys orbicularis (European pond turtle)
Lineage: Eukaryota; Metazoa; Chordata; Testudines; Emydidae
Product: signal-regulatory protein beta-1-like
Exons: 6
Coding region: 1-1194 (397 amino acids)
Cellular component (GO): plasma membrane
Source: RefSeq, a predicted model, not a curated record